This is a messenger RNA of Juglans regia (Persian walnut), 2280 nucleotides long. RefSeq lists its product as uncharacterized. NCBI's taxonomy places the organism in Eukaryota, Viridiplantae, Streptophyta, Magnoliopsida, Fagales, Juglandaceae. Bases 200 to 2110 code for a protein of 636 amino acids. The record is from RefSeq and is a predicted model, not a curated record. The transcript is spliced from 3 exons.
GAAGAAGGCUGCUGCAUCUUUAUACAAUCUAUCCUUUAGGCCUUUCCGAUUCAGCCGGAGAUCGAUAUUUGAGCAAUAAAGCAACAAAAGAAGCAAUCUGCAGGGAGCGAUCUAUGGCGAAUCAUUAAGCAAGUCCAUUACCGCAUUUCGAAAGGAAAAGCUUAAAACAAAACAGAGACUUGUACUACUUCUCUACAAUAUGGGCAGGAAGACACUCUCCACUCGUGUUAAGGAAAUUGGGGAAAAUCAUGUUGGCUUGACUAGAAAUGCUAAAAUGUAUAAAGUGCAUGAGCAGUUACGUCACGUAAAUGCGAAAGCUUACAAGCCUACGCUGCUUGCCAUCGGUCCUUACCACAACCAAGACAAGGUCGGCCAAGGGUUUAUGAAAGAGCAUAAAUUGCUCUAUCUACGACAAAUGCUUCAAAGAACGAAAGGAAGUGUAGAAAAAUACAUGAAGGAAUUGAGCAAAUUGGAAGUACCAGCUCGUAACUACUAUGUCGAUCAAUGCAUUCAUCGGACCCAAGAUAAAUUUGUAGAAAUGAUGAUACUUGAUGGGUGUUUCAUUAUUGAGCUGUUCCGCAAGUACAAAAGCUUCAAAGAUGAUAAUGCAACCAUCAGUACUGAUCAGCAUGAGAGGCAGGAUUCAACAUACAAAGAUGAUCCAAUCUUUCAAAUGACGUGGAUGGUUCCUAGAAUAGCUCGUGAUCUACUAUUAUUUGAAAAUCAACUUCCAUUCUUUGUUCUUGUUAAAUUGUUUGGGAUCAUGAGUAAGAGUAACGGAUCAGGAAAUUCAGGAGAAUGCAUUGUCAGUAUGGAGGAUAAAGAUGGAGCUAGGGUUAAUCCGAUGAUCCUAGAACAAAUUAGUAAUCUUGCCCUUGUUUUUUUCUUUGACUUUUUACCAUUUGACUUUUCGAGUUAUAAUUCAACCGAAAAGAUGAAAGAUCUACUUUCUAGGAUGCAGAAAGCAAAGUUUGAGCAUCUCCUUGGUCUCAUAAAUGCAACUAUUAGUAUUUCAAUACUUGAUGGAGUUGAAUUAAACCAUCAUGCUCUUACAGAGAAAGAAGACAGGGCAACGAUACCUGUUGCCGUUGAACUUGAAGCGGCUGGAAGUGAACUCAACAAGGCAAAUAAUCUUAAGGAAAUAUAUGAUCGAAAUACGAAUGAUAGAGUCGAAACAGGGUUGCAAAUUGAUGGAGUCGAAUUGAAUGCGAUACAGAACGAUAUUGAAAACUGGAAGUCAAUACCUAACGGCGAAGAGCUUCGUAAGGCUGGAGUCGAGUUCGACACGACAAAGAAAUUUAAGCUUCUAUAUGCUCACAAAGAGAAUGAUGACUGGAAAAAAAUACCUUUUGCCGAUGAACUUCAAGAGGUUGGAAUUGAACUCAACAAGGCAAAGAAAUUUAAGGAAAUAUAUGAUCGAAAUAGGAAUGUGUUACAUAAAUUUAAGCGUCUACUUUGUCUGAACAAGAUUAGAAACUGGAAGUCAAUACCUUUUGGCAAAGAGCUUUGUGAGGCUGGAGUCGAAUUCAACAAGGCAAAGAUUGAUGACAGGAACAUACAUAGUGCCACAGAGCUUGAAGAGGCUGGAAUCAACUUUAAGAAGGCAGAGAAAUCUAACCCGUUUGCCAUAAAGUUCAACAAUGGGAUAAUGGAGAUUUCACCUUUGAGCAUAGAAGAUGAUACAGAGACUUGCUUACGAAACCUCAUUGCAUAUGAGCAAUACCGUGAUAUCGGAAAAAAAGAUUACAAUUGCGUUACUGACUAUGUGUGCUUCUUGGACAAUCUCAUUAACUCUCCAAAAGAUGUCGAAUUACUCCGUCGAAAAGAAAUUAUCCAAAAUAGUUUAGGUGAUGAUGAAACUACUUCCAUCAUGGUUAACAAGCUUGGCCUCUAUAUCGCUUUUUCAGCCAGCAAUUCCAUUUAUGCUGACAUUUCCGUGGCUCUGAACAUGCAUUGCAGAAAACGCAGGUAUAGAUGGAAGGCAACGUUGAUGCGAGAUUAUUUCAACACUCCUUGGGCAUUCUUUUCAUUUCUGGCGGCUGCCGUAUUGCUUGUACUUGCAUUUGUACAAACUUUAUUUUCCAUUCUGUCCUUUUUCAUUACUCCUUAGGUUCUUCGUGCAGUGUGUUAAUCUUGAUGUGCGCUCUCUUAGCUAAUCUUGACUUAUGUGGCUGAUCCGCACCAUAUCGUUUGUCGAGCUAUAUAUAUAUAUAUAUUGAAAUUGUAGUCACUCUCGUUAGACCAAAAAGUCUUGUACGUUAUAUAUACAGCUUGCAUGCA